AUCUCCCAGUUGGCCACACUAAUUUAGCGUUAUUUACAAAAUAUUCAUUCCUUGUCGUUAAUCUAUUGUUUAUGCCGACUAUGUCGCGUAGUAAGAUAUGGAAGUUCUACGACAAGCUGGAUCGGAAUUCCGCCCAGUGCCAGCUCUGCGAGAAGGUCAUCAAGACAUGCGGCAACACGUCCAACCUGAUGAAGCACAUGAAGACCCAUCCGCAAAUAGACCUUUUCGACGAUGAUACGGUGGUGGAGCGGGGCAUUUACAAGCGGCGGGAGCAGGAUGACAAGCUGAGGUUUCGAAAGGUGCUGCCCAUCAAGGAAGAGAGCUCUGAUUUUCACUGCGAGCUGUUGUUCAAGGCGGCCAAGGAUGCAGGCAGCAUUAUCGAGCAGGAUGAUCAGGGAAUGACCAAGGCGGCUGCAGAGGAUCACAUCUCCAUGCAGAGCGUCGGAUACGCGUGGGUCACACCGGAAGCCACAGAUUCCCGAACAGAGACGGUUGGUGGCGAGGAUAUCAUCGAAUUCGAGCCCAAGGAGGAGCUCGAAGAGCCAGAGAAAAACCCACUUCAUCAAAUUCAGGCUGUACAAUUCGCCGGUCUUGACAACUUAAAAAUGGGAGAACCUUUGUCAAGCCGGAGUUCGUUUCACCAAGACGUGGCCUUCUUCGUCUGCCGUGACCGCCAGCCAUUGCAAAUUGUGCAGGGCGAGGGAUUUAAGCACCUAUUAAAAGUACUGUGUCCCAUCUACGAGCCACCAAGUGCGGCGGAACUGGAGGCCAUUAUCAACAGGGAAUCAGAAAUGCGCAGGUCCAAGCUACGCCAGCAGUUGGCCGCCAUUCCUACACUCAGCCUUAGUUGCUCGGUGCACACGAAGGCGGAGAGUCAAAGCUGGAUGGAGCUGGUUGCCCACUUUCACGAGGGACGGCAACGAAUUUCCCGAACUCUUUCUGUGAUGCGCGUUCCCGAUCUUUUCACCUCCAACGAAAUAGUGGAACGCAUGGAGCAAGUGUGUCAGCGCUUUGACAUACCAAAGUCAAAGAUCUGCUGCGUAACGACAAGGAGCAGUCAACUGCUGGAGGACGCGGUGGCCACGUUCUUGGGCGCUUCUCAUCAUGUUCCUUGCUUCGCUGACCAUUUGAAUUCUCUUUUAGAGGCGGUGGUUCAGCGGCCAGAGAUCUGUGAUUUGCGCGAUAGGGUGCGUCCCUAUGUGCAGUCGACCGUGGAAAUGGAUGGUCACAGCUUGCAGAUAAAUCCCCAAUUAAACUCUAUACACCGUCCCAUUAGUACGUACGAUAUGCUAGAUUUGUACCUGAAACACACUCUCGUUCAAGAUCCGCUUCUGCUUUCGCGGGCGGAGGUAGAUUUGUGUCAGCAAUUGCUGGACGUGCUUAGACCGUUGACCAGUUCCAUGCGUGAGCUAACUCGAGCCCCGUAUCCGGCGGCCAGCACGGCCCUGCCCAUUGCCCAAACUUUGAUCAACGAACUGAAGCAGGAAAAGAGUGCGGAACAUAAGGUCGCCAGGGAACUACGCUUGUUCAUUGUUCAGCAGCUGGAGGAGAACUUCGAAAGCAUGGAGCGCAAUUUGCACCUGGCCAUGGCAAGUCUGCUGGACCCACGAUUUCGGAAUAUACCCUUCCAGAGUGGCGCCCUGGUGGCCCAAUACAUGACUCAACUGUAUGACAUGAUGCAGGCGUAUCUGGACAGCGGGGAGUCAGCUGCUGUUAAGGAUCCGGAGGACCGUGACCACUACGAUAUCUGGGCGGCCUUUAAAUCAUUUUCGCAUGAGAAGCAAAGACUUGUCAACGGGAGCAGCGGUGCGGAUGCGGACGAUGAGAUAUCCAGAUACUUUUGUGCCGGCAUGAGCACCCUGCGAGCGGAUCCCUUUGAGAUUUGGGAGGAACUAGCAAAAGCUCAUCCCUUCCUGCACAGCGAAGCACAAAGGUACCUACACAUUCCGGCAACCGCUGAGCCGGCGGAUCGACUCUUCACGGCCGACGGAGCGGCGGUAACGGCCCAGUACGCCGCACUGAUCGAAAACAACAUGGAAAACGUGCUGUUCAUGGCGGAUGUUCCAACGAAGGAGUGGCAGUUAUAGCAUUGACAAUGGGCUAGUCAAUGACACCAAAGUUGAGCACAGUGUUCUUUGUUCUUUUAUUAAUUAGAAUUAGAUUCGUUAUUAAAAUCAGUUUACAUUUAA
This is a messenger RNA of Drosophila yakuba, 2189 nucleotides long. RefSeq names its product E3 SUMO-protein ligase ZBED1. Gene Ontology annotation, molecular function: DNA binding. The transcript is spliced from 3 exons. Gene Ontology annotation, cellular component: nucleus. NCBI's taxonomy places the organism in Eukaryota, Metazoa, Arthropoda, Insecta, Diptera, Drosophilidae. Bases 72 to 2087 code for a protein of 671 amino acids. The record is from RefSeq and is a predicted model, not a curated record. Gene Ontology annotation, biological process: regulation of transcription by RNA polymerase II.